UCUUGUAGAAUCUCGGUUCUGGUUCCAACUCGAUCACCGCAGAGCUCGUCAGCGCUCGGUGACCUUCAUCUACUUCCUCCUUGCUCAUCUUAAUAAUAACAUAUUUUUAUAGCGCCUUCAAGGAGCCCGAGGACGCUUUACCCCAUUAUUAAAGACUGUUUGUACGUGAGUAUUUACAUUUUAUGCUACUUUGUACUGCAGUAUAUUUAUUUGAUGACACUAGUUACUUUGCAGAUUUACAAUAAUACAAAAGAAGAUGAAUCUAAAGUUAUUAAAAUGAGCUCCACCUUCAGUGUUAAAGUGAUGAACACAUGAAGGUGAAAUGGUGAGUUAGCAGCAGUCCUAGUUUGGAUGCUGGGCUUGCUGUUCCCACAGUUUGUGUUUUAAUGUAAAGCACAUUAAGUUAUCUUUAAUGUAUCCAUAUCAUUUCUGUAUCAUAUUUUAUAAACAUAUCAGAUCAUAUGUUGUCUAUGAAAAGAAGUCACGUGCAAAGUAACUAUAAUUGUAGAAAAGAUUUUCAAAAUAAAACCAGGACACUAGUGCACACGCUCUCAUUUAUGGCUUUAAUAUUAAUAAUAUAUCAAUAAGAUAACGCAGUGAAAGGGGACACUCUGCACCAUCAGUACUUUUACAGUAUUUUACUGAUUCUGAAAUAAGAAGUUGUUACAACAGAAAAUCUAAAUAUAAAGGAGUGUGUGUGGAAGUGAAUUAAAUACUUAUAGUGAUUAUUAGUACUUCACUCUACUUUUAUUUUACUACUUUUACUCGUUCUGAGUACUUUUAACAGCACCGAGUUUAUUUCCUUUAUUGAAACUCCGCAGGAAUAACAACAGGUUGUUAAGUCACUUCCUGCUGUUAGAGUUUCCUCUUCCGCUGCGGCGUCCGCAUCGGCCAGACUUAAUCAAUACAGAAUCAGAAGCAUCGAUCCGGGCUGAGGAGCGGGGGACGCGCUGCGGAGCUGAUGGUCUCCGAGCCUGCGGUGAGAAACCCCGCUGACCUCCGUCCGUCUGCGUGUUUGGGGAAAGUGAAAGGAAAAGAUCUCGAGCAGAGGACAGCAGUUAGAAAGGGUGUAUUUUGCGUGUUCCGGGUACUUUAAAGCAUCCAGACGCAGCGCGCGCUGCGCGCAGCGAGGGCGGCUGCGGGGAUUCCCCUGCACGCGCGCGCGCACGCGCACAGCCCGCCUCACCCGCAGGUACCUCGCUGCUUUCAUUGACGUCACUCCGAAGGUGCUGAUGGUCAUUAGCGAUACAGGGUCACAUGUAACCGCGCGCGCAUCCUCAGCACGUGUAGGAGCCGCUCAGCUAAUGGUCUGUCCUCCUGCAGACUAAUGGCAGCAGCGGAUACAAAGCCUGGAGGAUCUGAGGAGUCCAGUUUGCGGUCUGAGGAGUCCGUGAUGAGGUCCCAGGAGUCGAGGCUGGGGUCCGAUGAGUCCAGGCAGAGGUCAUCGGGCUCUGUCAGCUCCUGGGAGUCGGAACUGACCACCAUCCAGCACUCCCUGAAGUUUGUGUUGACGCUGAAGGAAGAGUUUGUUUGUCCCGUCUGCAGAGGAGUCGUUCUCAACCCUCAGCAGAACUCCUGCGGACACAUCUACUGCUUCCACUGCCUGCAAGGACUGCUGGAGAGUUCAUCACCGUCCAGCCCCGUUUGUCCAGUGGACGGCGUUGAGAUCACGCCAGCUGAGGUUUUCCAGGACAACUGCUGCAAACGGGAAAUCUCAAAUUUAGAAGUGUACUGCACCAACUCUCCGGCCUGCAGCUCCGUCGUCACGUUACACCAUCUGCAGGACCACCUGCGGUCGUGUCAGUAUGAGCAGCUGCAGUGCUGCAAUCCAGGCUGCGAGACGGUGCUACAGAGGAGAUACCUGCAGGAACACCUGACCAACACCUGUCCUCACCGCUUGGAGCCCUGCCUCCACUGCCAGCAGCCGCACCGACUCAGCCUCAUGCAGGCUGAAGAGGAAGUCACACAGCUUUAA
Messenger RNA from Micropterus salmoides (largemouth bass), 1975 nucleotides. Its product is annotated as TNF receptor-associated factor 5-like. Gene Ontology annotation, cellular component: plasma membrane signaling receptor complex. The record is from RefSeq and is a predicted model, not a curated record. The transcript has 6 exons. Gene Ontology annotation, molecular function: zinc ion binding; thioesterase binding. Bases 1328 to 1975 code for a protein of 215 amino acids. NCBI's taxonomy places the organism in Eukaryota, Metazoa, Chordata, Actinopteri, Centrarchiformes, Centrarchidae. Gene Ontology annotation, biological process: tumor necrosis factor-mediated signaling pathway; protein K63-linked ubiquitination; regulation of canonical NF-kappaB signal transduction.